ACCUUUUCAUAUAAUUAUGAUUCAAAAAAAGAGACAGGAUAUAUUGGACUAAUAGAGAAUCAGGAUGAUACAAAUUAUUUGAAUGUUAUUCUACAAUCAUUAUACUGUAUAAAUAAAUUUCGUAAGGUGGUAUAUCAAAUUCCCACCGAGAAUGACGAACCAACUAAAAGUAUUCCUUUAUCUAUGCAAAGGGUUUUUUAUCAAUUGCAAAUAUCAGAUACUUCUGUUAAAACAACGGAAUUAAUAGAAUUAAUGGGUUCAUUUGGAUGGUUUGAUUGGUAUGACUUAGAAGUCUUUAAAAAUACGUUACUAAAUAAUUUGGAUGCAAAAUCAAAUGGUGAUGUUUCUAAGCUCUUUGUUGGUGAGAUAAAUAAUUAUAUUAAAUGCAUUAACGUAGAUUAUGAGGACUCUCGCGUUGAAGAUUAUUAUGGUAUUCAACUUUACGUAAAGGGGUGUAAGACUUUAGACGAUGCUUUGAUGAAUUAUAUACAAGAGAAAACAUUAGAAGGAGAAGAUAAGUACCAAACCGAAAUCUAUGGCUUACAAGACGCAAAAGCAGGUGCAAUGUUUGAAAGUUUUCCAUCAGUAUUACAUUUGCAACUAAACCGGUCUGCAUAUGAUGAAAACGAAGAUGCUAUAACAAAUGACCGGUUCGAAUUUCAUACGGAAAUUGAUUUACAAAAAUAUUUGUCUCCAAGAGCAGAUAUAUCAAAACCCCACAAAUAUUUGCUUCAUGGAGUAGUUGCUCACAAAGAUGAUAUAUAUGAUGACCAUUAUUUUGCUUUACUAAAACCAGAAAAGAAUGGGAGAUGGUUAAAAUUUGAUGAUGAGGCAGUUACAAUUGUAACAGAUGAAGAAGUACUUGAAAAUAAUUACGGGGGUAACAAAUAUAGUGCAUAUAUGUUGAUAUAUAUUCGUGAAUCUGAUAUCGACGACAUACUAUCUCCUAUACUUCCUGGAGAUAUACCUGAACACUUGCGAUUUGAUCUCGCUAAUUUUAAUGACCAACAAUAUCCACUAUCUGAUCUUCCACAACUUAAAGUUUCGAAAAGUGACACAUAUGAAACUUUUAAAAACAUGGUAGCUACUAAAUUUGGGCUUCCAGCUGAACAAAUAAGGUUAUGGGUUCUUGUAAAUCGUCAAAAUAAAACCAUUAGACCAGAUGCUCCAAUAACAGACGAUUGUCUUGGCAUGUUAAUGGAAGAAAUUCACACAAAAAUGGCUGCAAGACAAAACGAUUUGAAGUUGUAUUUAGAAGUUGCGAUUAAUGGAACAGUGCUUCCACCAACCGAAGAGGAUAUGUUUAUCUUUAUCAAGUAUUUUAAUCCCGACACACAACUUCUAGAGGGACUCGGCCAUAUGCAUGUCCAAGGAAACAGUAAUGUUGGUGAUAUCAUUCCCAUUCUUUGCGAGAAAAAGGAGCUUCCACCAAACACGCCCUUGAAAAUAUACGAAGAAAUAAAUCCCAAUAUGAUUGAGGAGAUGAAACCAGAUUUAACAUUCCAACAAUCUGAGAUACAGGAUGGUGAUAUAAUAUGCUUUCAAAAGAAGCUGACAGAAAAAGA
Molecule: messenger RNA, 1565 nt
Organism: Racocetra persica
Lineage: Eukaryota; Fungi; Glomeromycota; Glomeromycetes; Diversisporales; Gigasporaceae
Source: the annotation of a GenBank genome assembly